Messenger RNA from Morone saxatilis (striped sea-bass), 1013 nucleotides. RefSeq names its product TAF9 RNA polymerase II, TATA box binding protein (TBP)-associated factor (gene taf9). NCBI's taxonomy places the organism in Eukaryota, Metazoa, Chordata, Actinopteri, Moronidae. Gene Ontology annotation, biological process: DNA-templated transcription initiation; RNA polymerase II preinitiation complex assembly. The record is from RefSeq and is a predicted model, not a curated record. The coding region runs from base 55 to 798 and encodes 247 amino acids. The transcript has 7 exons. Gene Ontology annotation, cellular component: transcription factor TFIID complex; SAGA complex. Gene Ontology annotation, molecular function: protein heterodimerization activity; transcription coactivator activity; RNA polymerase II general transcription initiation factor activity.
AGUUCCCGCUCUUCCCGCUGAAACCGUAGAAGAAGAAGUGAGUCGGAACUCAAAAUGUCUGCUCCUAAAACGAUCCCUAAAGAUGCUCAGGUGAUGAUCCAGAUCCUGAAGGACAUGGGGAUCACCGAGUACGAGCCGCGAGUCAUCAACCAGAUGUUGGAGUUCACCUACAGAUACGUGACGACCAUCAUCGAGGACGCUAAGAUCUACGCCACGCACGCCAAGAAAUCCACCGUGGACGCCGACGACAUCAAACUGGCCAUCCAGUGCCGCAUGGACCAGUCCUUCACCUCGCCGCCGCCACGAGACUUCCUGUUGGAGAUAGCGAGGCAGAAGAACCAGGCUCCUCUGCCGCUGAUCAAACCGUACACCGGCCCCCGUCUUCCUCCGGACCGCUACUGUCUGACGGCGCCCAACUACAGACUCAAGUCCGUACAGAAGAAGGUGACGUCGUCUGCCGGCAGGAUAUCGGUGCCUCGCCUCAGCGUCGGCGCCGUCUCCAGCAGGCCGAGCACGCCGACCCUCGGAACUCCGUCAGUCCAAUCCGUCACCACUAAAGUCGGAGCUCCGGUGUCUCUGACGGGUCAGAGGUUCACCGUGCAGAUCCCCCCGCCCUCUCAGACGGCCACCACCAAAACCACCACGCCGUCCACGCCCGCCGUCUCCAACGUCCUCAUCAACCCGUCUCUGAUCGGCUCCAAGAACAUCCUCAUCACCACCAACAUGGUGUCGCAGAACUCCGCCGGGGAGUCGCUGAAGAGGAAGCACGAGGACGACGACGACUACGACGCUUUAUGACGGCGGCGCUUUUUCAAAAACAAAUCACCUUUUUAAUGUUUAAAAGAAAUGGCCCCUGCAGCGGAUCCAGACGGAGGCUCAGUAAGAACUGUAAGUGCUGUUAGUGUUAGUUUUCUAAACGUUUAACCAGAGGAGGAGUGGAGCAGUACGAGCAGGACAAACAGACGAAACCUGCUGAUGUUCCAUUUUCACAAUAAACUGAAUUAAAGUCCAAA